AUGCUAAUGCUAAUCCCCUAUGACGGCGGACAGGGCAGCGACGUCCCCUGUAGCUCCGGCUGCUGUGACCCCAGCAUUUGGAAUUUUCCGUUUUUACAUUUUACAGGUAUUUUUCCCGUAUUUUCAAUUUGGCGCAUUGCAUCAUGGGAACAAGAACCUGCACGAAGCGCAAAAUCUUGUUCUGUAGCCAUUCAAAGCUCUCUCUCCGACACUGAAUGUGUAUCCUGGACCCAGGUUGGACUUAGAAGUUGGAGUAAUCGGUUUUUGGCACCUCUGGGGUAUCAUAGGGGAUGGAAUGAAAGUCAAAUAUCAGCUGUGCAUUUAUGUGACGUUGCAGAACAGCAUCUUGAGGAAACGGUUUCAGAACAGUCAAGCUCAGUACAAACCAGACUGGCAGAGGAAUUGUCAAAGAAAGAAAAGACAAUAAAGGACUUCCUUGGGUCCAGAGGGGUGGAUAUUCCAGGAAGUGAUGCUGUCCAGCUGCUGCAUCCAGAGAGUCCUGAUCUUGACCUGCCAAGCACCCCAUGCAUCUUUAUAAUGGGUGAACAGCUUUUUAAAGUUGCUGUUGACCAAAUGAUUGUGAAUGACCACAUCAAGUCACCCAUCGCUGCCCUAAGCUACGCCUUCUCCAUGUUUUAUGUCUUGAACAUAAAAUAUCCAAAAGACAUGUCCCUGACACUGGAAUUUAUACAAAGAGUCUUUCUGGGCUUAAACCCCAAACGAGGGUCAAAGGCUGAAAUGAAGGGGAAGAAGCAUCAUCAUAUUCCACCCCGACUGCUCAAGUUUGUAAAUGAACUGUAUGACUUUGACAGUCCAUGGAAAAUUUGA
Messenger RNA from Xiphophorus hellerii (green swordtail), 828 nucleotides. RefSeq lists its product as uncharacterized. Lineage: Eukaryota; Metazoa; Chordata; Actinopteri; Cyprinodontiformes; Poeciliidae. The transcript has 7 exons. Bases 1 to 828 code for a protein of 275 amino acids. The record is from RefSeq and is a predicted model, not a curated record.